UGAUACGUUUCACAAUUGCCGAUGGAAUAUAAAUUGACGAAAAACAAUAAUGCACGUCUUGAAAAAGAAGUAACGGUAAUCAAGAUAUAAAUAGCUAGGCGUUAUGAAAGCCCGAAGUGCUUACGAUCAUGUGAACGUUAGUUGACAGAUUCGCCACCUAGUGACGACAGUUGAACUUUACGAAAUUUGUAUCUUAUGAAUUACUCUAGUUGUGAUUUAUUUUUUUUUAUAUAUACAACAGUGUCGUAAAAGAUCGUUCGCAUUAAAUAAAAUUUAUGUCGGCAAAUCUUAAGCUUGCUGACCCGAGAUACGCAGAGAGCCUUCGUUGAAAUUGGAUAAAUUGCUUUGGGUUUUCUCGUUCAGUAAAAUGAGCAGCUCGGAGGAAGUCUCGUGGAUUUCAUGGUUCUGCGGUCUUAAGGGCAAUGAAUUCUUCUGCGAGGUCGACGAAGAUUAUAUUCAAGAUAAAUUUAACUUAACAGGACUUAAUGAGCAAGUACCACAUUAUCGUCAGGCAUUAGACAUGAUUCUUGAUCUGGAGCCUGAUGAAGAUUUGGAUGAUAAUCCUAACCAGUCGGAUCUUAUAGAACAGGCAUCGGAAAUGCUAUAUGGACUUAUUCAUGCUCGUUACAUUCUAACAAAUCGAGGAAUUGCUCAAAUGAUAGAGAAAUAUCAGGCUGGUGAUUUUGGUCAUUGUCCCAGAGUUUACUGUGAAUCAGAGCCUAUGCUUCCAUUGGGAUUAAGUGAUUUGCCUGGCGAAGCUAUGGUUAAAUGUUAUUGUCCAAAAUGUAUGGAUGUUUAUACACCUAAAAGCUCGCGACAUCAUCAUACCGAUGGUGCAUAUUUUGGAACAGGGUUCCCACACAUGCUCUUCAUGGUUCAUCCAGAAUACAGACCAAAGCGUGCAUCAACUCAAUUUGUACCUAGGUUAUAUGGAUUUAAAAUUCAUCCUAUAGCGUAUCAAGUUCAACAACAAUCAGCAACUACAUUUAAACAACCAAUUCGAGGAUUAAAUUAUAAUAAUGGAAAACGCUAAAAUUGUUUGAGAAUAGUCCAUAAAGAAAAAAAAAACAAAACUUCUUCACACUAAUCGAAAUGCAAAUCUUAAUUUCGUCCUUAAGAUUUAAAAAAAUAUUAUUUUUUAUAUAUCUCUCAAUCUCUUUCCUUCCGUCAUUAUAUGACGCUGAUCAUGACGUUAGAAUAAGCUGACGUUAGAACAAGAUCGUAAUUUAAACUUUUUCUGAUGGUCUCUGUAAUAAUUCUGACGUCGUCAGAGAGAAAAACAGGAGCGUUGUAUACCAUUUUAAUUUCUGAGCUAAAGACAAUUUUGUCUUUUUUUGAUCGGAAUUCAUAUUUUUGCGUGCAACACACAAAAAUUGUUAUCCAUUCAAGGAAAGAAAUAAAUGCAGAAGAUGGAAGAACAAGAACACGAAACAUGAAACUGAAUAUAAAAACGAAAAAAACACCUAGGAUAUAAGAGCAAAGAUAAAAGUAGAACGUAUUUGUCUGUAUGAGUUACUCACAUCAUGAUGGUUGCUGCCAAGUAGUUCCUAAGCUCAAGAAUACUUUCUAAUGAUGCGAAAGUAUAUCAAGAAUCGAGGAGCGUGCAGGUAGCAAAAGAGAAAUUUAACGAAAUUAAUAAAUAAAAAUAAGUAAAAUGUGCAUGAACUAAAUUUCUUAAUCGCGAAGUGAAAAACUAUGAUUAAUAUUCUUUUUUCAUAAAUUUGCCUCGAGUGGCUUUUUAUGAAUUUUCAUUGUAAAACAUUCUUGACAUAAUUACAUUUUUGAAUUACACAGUUGAAAUUUACCAAAAGUGCAUGUAUGUA
Messenger RNA from Ceratosolen solmsi marchali, 1823 nucleotides. It is a transcript of the gene CkIIbeta, whose product is annotated as casein kinase II subunit beta. Gene Ontology annotation, molecular function: protein kinase regulator activity. NCBI's taxonomy places the organism in Eukaryota, Metazoa, Arthropoda, Insecta, Hymenoptera, Agaonidae. Gene Ontology annotation, cellular component: protein kinase CK2 complex; cytoplasm. The record is from RefSeq and is a predicted model, not a curated record. Bases 368 to 1033 code for a protein of 221 amino acids. The transcript has 5 exons.